CUAGGAACGAGAAAGCGAAAAUGCUAUAUUAUUUAAUAAAAUUCUUAAAGCUCUGCUGUAGCGAACCAUUUCAGCUGGCAGCCCACUAUGCGAGACUAAAGCGGGAAUGGGCGAACGAUCGCAUCGGCAAGUCCGUAAAUCAGGCGGCGUUCAUAUCCUAUCAGUAUUUCAGAAAUUGUUUUGUCCUGCAUCAGACGCCCGUUAGCAAAUGUGAGGAUACCAGUUGCAUUUGGAGGCAGCUGGAACACAUCAUUGAGCACAUGGACCGAGCGCAAUAUUCAAUCGAUAUAGCCAUAUACGUGAUGGAUUCCUAUGCCAUUGGCGAUGCACUGCGUCGCGCCAGUCAGCGUGGAGUACGAGUGCGUCUGAUCUGCUACAAAAGCUAUCAGAUGCUGCAAAACAAGUACGGCGAUUGCAUAUGGCUGCGCAGGCUAUCUCCACUGUCAAGACAGCCGCGUGAAAUGACCAUGCAUCACAAGUUCUGUGUCAUCGAUGGCUACAUGGCCAAGCGAGCACAGAAGUCACCGGCCUUGACCGUGUGCAUGACUGGCUCCAUGAACUGGAUAUCGCUGCCCAGAAGCUGUGACGACUUCCUCAUAACCAGUUCGCCACGAAUUGCCAAGCGACUGGAGCAGGAAUUCGAGCGCAUCUGGUCGCUAUGCAAAGCACGAGAGAACGCACCACAUGUAAAACAUUUACAAUAA
Drosophila hydei is the source of this 704-nucleotide messenger RNA. RefSeq names its product mitochondrial cardiolipin hydrolase-like. The record is from RefSeq and is a predicted model, not a curated record. NCBI's taxonomy places the organism in Eukaryota, Metazoa, Arthropoda, Insecta, Diptera, Drosophilidae. Bases 21 to 704 code for a protein of 227 amino acids. Gene Ontology annotation, molecular function: RNA endonuclease activity producing 5'-phosphomonoesters, hydrolytic mechanism. The transcript has a single exon.